AUGUACCCCACCCGCCACUGGCAAGCUUGGGUGCUCGACAGGGCGAAGCAGAACGCCUCUUACAGCUGCGCGCUCCUCUCUGCUUACAACGCCGCCGCACUUAUCAACCGGUCUCUCCCUCCCGAGGUUCUCAUGGAGGUGUUCGGCCAUUUGGACCACAAGACCUACAGCGGCAUCCGGCUCCUUCACGUGUGCCGCGCAUGGCGCGUCCUCUUGCUCAGCACUUCCGAAUACUGGGCGAACAUGUGCCGAAUCGCGAUGGAGCACACGGACGACACCGAGCCUCGUAGCACUCGCGUCCGCGAGCGUGACGAAACGUUCUUGCGCUUAUCUUCCCCCCGGCAUAUUGGCCUCAGUAUAUACCAGGUCGCUAUGAGCACACGCGAAAUCCUUGCUCCUCAUGCACAUCGAAUCUCUUCUCUGUGGCUCAGCGUUUCCACCAAUAUGUUUCCCACCUUUCAGCGGUUAUCUGAGUCUGAUUUCCUUCAGCUCACUUCGCUCUCCUGCCAUCACGCAUCCAACUUUCGAGACCCGGAACCGUCGGUGUCUCGACUCUCACGUCGACAUUCUUCUGGUACAGCCUUUCCGCGGCUCCAAACUCUCGCUAUAUCACCCUACUUCCUCCAUGUCUUCAGGAUCACGAAGCUACCCGUUCUCUGCACGCUGCAGAUCGAAGGAUGCCUUUGCCUCUGGUGUACAUUCGGCCCUCCCGGGACGCACAUCCAGCAAUCACUCAUGUCGCUCCUCCGCAGUGUUCCCACCCUCACCAACCUCGCUUUUCUUGAUAUUCGCAUGAAUCUCUCGCAGCUGUCCGGAGAAGUCUCCUCCACACCGCUACCUAACCUCCAGACCCUCUCUUUCAACGUCACCCAGUCUUUUUCUGGCGAUAGCCUCAUCCAACGCCUCGAGCCCCCCUGGGUGUGCUCGUCCAGAUGA
Molecule: messenger RNA, 936 nt
Organism: Epithele typhae
Lineage: Eukaryota; Fungi; Basidiomycota; Agaricomycetes; Polyporales; Epitheliaceae
Exons: 1
Coding region: 1-936 (311 amino acids)
Molecular function (GO): protein binding
Source: RefSeq, a predicted model, not a curated record